AUGUCCCGCAGAGACCACAGCGCCCCCUAUGGACCUGCCGCAGAGUCUCUGACAAGUGACCGCUCCAAAGACUGGAUCAUAGACUUUAAAGACUCACAUCAGAGAAAUGAGGAUCUGAGCGUUUCCAUUGGUCAGGAUCCUCAGGUGGAGCUGAACUCCAUUUUGCAGGUUCUGGAGGAGCAGGUCCUGAGGUUUGUCCAACAGCAGCUGCAGAGGCUCUUCAGGCUCCUGGCCUCAGAUUACCCAGAAUGCUCUGAGAGUGAGGAGGAGGAGAGCAGAGAAGUUCUGAACAUCACCCUGGACUUCCUGAAGAGGAUGGACCAGGAACAUCUGGCCCGGCGCCUGCUCAACAGGAGUAAAGUGGGAUUCAGAGAUAAACUGAAGUGUGAUCUGCAGCAGAGGUUCAGUCAUGUGUUUGAGGGUGUGGCUAAAGCAGGAGACUCUGCCCCCCUGACCCAGAUCUACACAGAGCUCUACAUCACAGAGGGCGGAGCCUCAGAGGUCAACCAGGAACAUGAGGUCAGACACGUGGAGACGGCGUCCAGGAGAGCGGCCGCUCCAGAGACCAUCACAUGUGAAGAGCUCUUUAAACCCCGUCCACAUUCACCACAGCCAAUCAGAUUAGUGCUGACGAAGGGCGUGGCCGGCGUGGGGAAAACAGUGCUGACUCAGAAGUUCUGUCUGGACUGGGCUGAAGGCCGGGCCCACCAGGACCUCCAGCUGCUGUUCCCGUUCACUUUCAGAGACCUGAACGUGCUCAGAGACACGCAGUUCAGCCUGGUCAAGCUGCUGCACCAAUUCUUCAGUCCAUCCAAAGAUCUCUGCUGCUUCCAACAGCUGCAGGUGCUCUUCAUCUUUGACGGUCUGGACGAGUGCAGACUUCCUCUGGACUUCAGCCGAACCCGAGUCCUGACCGACCCCACAGAGUCCGCCUCAGUGCAAGUACUGCUGGUGAACCUCAUCAGGGGGAACCUGCUUCCCUCCGCUCGCCUCUGGAUAACCACGCGACCCGCCGCAGCCAGUCAGGUCCCUGCUGAGUGUGUCUCAAUGGUGACAGAGGUGCGAGGGUUCACCAACCCGCAGAAGGAGCAGUACUUCAGGAAGAGGUUCAGAGACCAGGCCACAGUCGUCAUCUCCCAUAUCAAGAGCAUCCGCAGCCUCCACAUCAUGAGCCACAUGCCGAUCUUCUGCUGGAUCCUUUCCACAGUUCUACAGAAGCUUCUGGAACAAACAGAGGAACCAGAGCUGCCCCGGACUCUCACACAGAUGUACGUCCACUUCCUGGUGGUGCAGGCCAAAGUCCAGAACAUCAAGUAUCACCAAGGAUCAGGGGCGGACCUUCACUGGACUCAAAAAAACAGGGAGAUUGUGGAGUCUCUAGGAAAACUGUCCUUUGAGCAGCUGCAAAAAGGAAACCUGAUCUUCUACGAGAGUGACCUGAGCGAGAGUGGGCUGGACGCUGCAGCGGCCUCAGUGUACUCUGGAGUGUUCACACAGGUCUUUAGAGAGGAGCCAGGCCUGUACCAGGACAAGGUCUACUGCUUUAUCCAUCUGAGUGUGCAGGAGUUUCUAGCUGCUCUUCACGUCCAUCAGACCUUCUACAGCUCUGGAGAGAACCUGCUGGAACCACCACACUGCUCUGAGAAUCCAAACCCUGAGGCUGUCUUCUACCGCUCUGCUGUGGACCAGGCCUUACAGAGUCCAAACGGACACCUGGACCUAUUCCUGCGCUUCCUCUUGGGGCUGUCUCUGCCGACCAAUCAGAGACUGCUGCAGGGUCUGCUGACUCACACAGGAAGUACAUCAGAGACCAAUCAGGAGACAGUAAAGUACAUCAAACAGAAGCUGGAUGAAAAGAAAGUGUCUGCAGAGAGAAGUCUGAACCUGCUUCACUGUCUGAACGAGCUGAACGAUGGCAGUCUGGUGCAGGAGAUACAGAAGAACAUGAGAAGAUAUCUCUCUGAUGGAACCAUGUCUCCUGCUCAGUGGUCGGCUCUGUCCUACGUCUUACUGUCCUCAGACUCAGACCUGGAGGAGUUUGACCUGAGGAAAUACCAGGCCUCAGAGAGAGCUCUCCUGGGUCUGCUGCCGGUGGUCAGAGCCUCCACUAAAGCCCUUCUUUGUGGCUGUGGUCUGUCUCCUCACAGCUGUGGUCCUCUGGCCUCAGUCCUCAGCUCCUCCAGUCUCACACAUCUGGAUCUCAGUCACAAUGACAUCCAGGACUCAGGAGUGGAGCUGCUGUGUUCUGGACUGAAGAACACCCCCUGCAGACUGGAGACGCUCAGGCUGUCUGGAUGUCUGGUCUCAGAGAGGGGCGGGGCUGCUCUGGCCUCAGCUCUGAGCUCCGCCCCCUCCCACCUCAGCGAGUUAGACCUGAGCUACAACAAUCCAGGACCCUUUGCCGAGCUGCUGACCUCUCUAAGGGACAAGCACCCCUUAUUAUCUGUCAGGUUGGAUCCUGCUGGAGAGCGCUGGAUGGUUCCAGGUUUGAGGAAAUACUCCUGUGACGUCUCUCUGGACACGAACUCAGCUCACAGGCUUCUGCUUCUGUCUGAGGACCAUCGCACUGUGACACGUGUGGAGGAGGAGCAGGAGUAUCCAGAACAUCACGACAGGUUCUCAAACUGGAUACAGGUCUUGGGCUGCACUGGUCUGAGGGGGCGCUGUUACUGGGAGGUGGACUGGAGCGGGAGGGUUCAUAUAGCAGUGAGUUCCAGAGGGAUCAGACGCAGAGGACGGGGAGUGGAGUGUGAGUUCGGAUACAAUGAUCACUCCUGGAGUUUGUGGAUCAAUGAUGAUGGAGUGUACUUUGUCCGUCACAACAGCAACAUAACACAACUCCACCGCUCCUGUCGCUCAAAGAGAGGGGGCGUGUGCUCUGGUAAAGGGGGCGUGUCCUGUGACAAAGGGGCUGUGUCCUCUGACAAAGGGGGCGUGUCCUCUAGUAAAGGGGGCGUGUUCUCUGGCAGAGUGAGCGUGUUCCUGGACUCUGAGGCUGGAGCUCUGUCCUUCUUUGAGGUCUCCUCUGACGGAGAACUGUUCCACCUCUGGACCUUCUCCUCGUCCUUCUCUGAGCCUCUGUUUCCUGGGUUUGGACUGUGGGAUGAAGGUUCCUCUGUGACUCUGGUGAAAGAGAUGAGACAAAACAGAAGAGAAACUAAACUUGUCCCAUAA
This is a messenger RNA of Boleophthalmus pectinirostris (great blue-spotted mudskipper), 3174 nucleotides long. RefSeq names its product NACHT, LRR and PYD domains-containing protein 12-like. The record is from RefSeq and is a predicted model, not a curated record. The coding region runs from base 1 to 3174 and encodes 1057 amino acids. Lineage: Eukaryota; Metazoa; Chordata; Actinopteri; Gobiiformes; Gobiidae. Gene Ontology annotation, molecular function: protein binding. The transcript has 8 exons.